Molecule: messenger RNA, 2744 nt
Organism: Patella vulgata (common limpet)
Lineage: Eukaryota; Metazoa; Mollusca; Gastropoda; Patellidae
Product: carbohydrate sulfotransferase 12
Exons: 4
Coding region: 306-1781 (491 amino acids)
Biological process (GO): carbohydrate biosynthetic process
Cellular component (GO): membrane
Molecular function (GO): sulfotransferase activity
Source: RefSeq, a predicted model, not a curated record
UUGUAGUGUAGUCGACACAUCGUUGAACCACAUUUGAUCAGCAUCUAUGUGGUUAGCGAGUUCUAUAGUCGAUAUAUCGUCGGACUGGUGUCUAUAUCCUAUAUAAAUGCCUGGAUUGGGUUUAAUGUAGAUGACGUUCGAUGGACCAAGGAUAAGGAGCGUAUUGAUCAUCACUGUUGGUUAAUAACUAAAGCAAACUGUGGAUUCUUUCUGCGGAGAAUAUUUGGUGUAUAUUUAUAUAACGUUAACGAUCUAUAGCUUGAAGUGCAGACGAGAGAGGUUGACCUAUACAGCGCUAACCAAGUAUGGCGUUAUUGAAUUACAAGAGUUACGGAGCAUCGUGUUGGAGAUAUCUAAGACGUCGAUCGUCCAUCGUUAAAUUAUUUCUGUUUUGUGUGGCCUUAUUUUUCUCCAUGCUGAUAUUCAAAGAUGAAAUUCGAAUAUUGUCCAAAGAGGUGAGAUAUGUGGAUGCUACAGAAGGUGAAAAACGACCCAUAUCUUCCCCGUUCACCCUUUUAAGAGAAUCUUUCUCCAAACCAUCUAAAAACCCACCCUACAUUUACCAUGCUUCCAAACAGCUAAAGAGAAAAUUACCAUCUUUUACCAUCAAAGAGAGUCCCGGUCCUUUGACUUAUUUAAACAUGACGCCAAUAGCUGAGGAACAAGAAAGAAGGAUUGAAUUGCUCAAGAACAGUUGUCAAGGCAACGAGGAUCGGUAUCAAGGAUUAUCCAGCACGAAGUGGGCCUUUGAGAGGAUCGAGGUGGAUACUAACUCGCAUCUUGUCUAUUGUCCCUUGUUAAAAGUCGGCUCUACGUUUUGGCGCCGUGUUUUUUAUGCUUUGAGAACAAAGUCAACCAUUCACACCCCCUACGAUAUCAGUAUUAAAACAGCGUUAUCUCCAAACCGGAACCGUAAAACGUUAAAAGAUUUGCAUGUGUCAAAUGAUUCUUGGAGAUUUGUUGAAGAGGCGUCGAAAAUAAUGUACAUCCGCGAACCAUAUGCCCGACUUCUCUCUGGAUAUACGGAUAAACUUUUUGCUCCGAAUCCGUACUUUUGGGGCAUCAUUGGGAGAUAUAUUAUUAGAAAUUUUCGGAUUAAUGCGACUGAGACUAGUAAAAGAUGUGGUCAUGACGUGACGUUUUCCGAGUUUGUAAAAUAUGUGAUUUAUACGGAAGAAUAUAAUAAACCUGAAAGAGACGCCCAUUUUACUCCUGCUUACGAUCAAUGUAAGCCGUGUCAAGUUCAAUUUAAUAUUAUUGGUAAAAUGGAAACCUUUUUUCAAGACACGUCAUAUGUAAUGAACAAAAUAGGUUUUAAUGUUAGUAAAGAGCUUUUAAAGGAGUGGGCGAAUAAAGCCGAAGAGGACGCGAUCUUUGAUUCUACGGCGAGUCCAUUUAGCUGGAAGAAAGGAAUCUCUAAAUGUAUGAGUAUGUAUCAGGCCGGAAAACGAAUAUGGCGUAAAAUGCAGAUAAGAGGUGUUGUGGAUAAGAAAAUACCGUUACCAUUUGGAACCCACAAAAUGAAUUCCGUUUCUUCAACCAAUUUCAUAAAGGCUUUAAUAAUGUCUAGAAAAAAAUCCGAGCAUAAUAGAAAAAAACAGAAACGAGAAGCAUUAGUUGAUGCAUUUUCUCAAGUUUCUUUAGAAGACAAACUUAAACUAAAAGAACUAUAUUACCCAGAUUUUGAACUAUUUGGUUACGAUCCAGAACCAAAAGAUCUUUUUGAAACACAAGAUAGGCGUACUUUCAGGACAAAAUAUUUUAAUUUAAAUGGGGUCUAAAUUCGGUGUAUUAUGUUUCAAUAAAAUGAGAGGGGGUGGUGUUUUUAGCCUGUGGACUGUGAUAAUGUUAUUAUAUUGGCAGAAAUUAUUUUGUGUUACGUUAUACGUAGAUUGCCAGUGCAUGCAAUACGGUAUUAGUUGGGGUUUUUUGUAAUGAUUUGGUGUCACUUCCAGAGAUGUGUGACCUGUGUUGUUAUUGUUAUGGCUUUUAUAAAGUCUUAUAUUUUGUGAACAUAUUUACAAAAUUAAAAUGUGGAGGUCUGUGUGAAAUUCAUCAGCAACUAUUUUUUUCAUAUCAUCAAUAUUUCAUCGUUUAAAGUGACUAUAGUUUCGCCUUAAUACGUAGAUAAGAUUCUAUUUUCUGCAUGAAAAACAAAACAGGAUACGGUUACGAAAAGAAGGCUACAGGUACCUCAUUGACCGCUUGAAAGACUAUACCGCACUGGAAGUUUUUCACUAGGAAUGGUUCAAUGAAUUUGGGUUAAUCGUUGAAAGUCUUUUUUAUCAACGAUCUAUUAUAUUUUGUUUAUAUUACUUUUUUGGUUGUAUUAAUAUUUAUUAAUAUUUAAUAUUAAUAUUUAAUGUUUUACUUGUAUUUGUUAAUCUAUAUAAAACUGAAUGUUAUUUUUGCUCACUGUCUAUUGGAGUAAACAAUCAAAAAAUAAAACGGAACGGUAUAAUUGUUGGUAUAAUUUUAAUCAACGCAGGGCCCAUGAGGGGGCGGGGGCAGCUGGGAAGGGUCCGGGGCUAUGCUGAGUAACGUUUUUUUUUAAAAAAUUAACAAAAAUUAACAUAAAAAAAUGUUACUUGAUCGUAAAGUAGAAGAACAGUACUGAUGAAUUAAAAACGAUUAGCCACCUGCCCCCUUCCGUUUGAAUCCAUUUCAAAUGAUUUUGGGUAUUGAAAAAAAAAUAAAUAAACGAAUGGUUUAUGUGAUGAAUAAAAUUCAUUUUGUUAUUUGGA